Larimichthys crocea (large yellow croaker) is the source of this 1521-nucleotide messenger RNA. It is a transcript of the gene anp32b, whose product is annotated as acidic (leucine-rich) nuclear phosphoprotein 32 family, member B. The transcript has 7 exons. Lineage: Eukaryota; Metazoa; Chordata; Actinopteri; Sciaenidae. Gene Ontology annotation, cellular component: nucleus. Gene Ontology annotation, molecular function: histone binding. Bases 561 to 1346 code for a protein of 261 amino acids. Gene Ontology annotation, biological process: regulation of apoptotic process. The record is from RefSeq and is a predicted model, not a curated record.
UUGCUUUGUUGGGGCAACAGGUUUUGAGUCACAUCAUAUAAAACAAUAACAUUAAAUAUGUCCAAAGGUGGGGAUUGUUUUUAAAGCUGUGCAACUUUAUUAAGUUAAGCUGAUAAACAAAGUUCACCAUAUGACCUACUUUAUCGAAAUGCUGUUUUUUGUAUUGUUUUUUAUUUAAAAAGGCACAUUGUGCACACGUGUUGUGCUUUCCUUUCAUGUAUAAACACACACAGAUAUAUAUAUGUUUUUGUUAAAUAGUACAGUAGUUCGCUUGCAGGAAUAAAUUGCACCAUAGCACCGUGUCGGGGCAGCGUCAUGUUUUGUGACUGCAAUGCCUUUGUGGAGGCGAUGGGCGGUUCUGGACGCAGAUGGCGCUGUUGAACAUAUAUUUUGUUUCAGUCCCGUUUCCCUCCAUGGUUUCUCCUCUCUCCGACUAACUUAGCGUUUGGCUCAGUUCAUUAUACAGUCCUAUAUUCUCCCUCCAUUAGGGCAUCUCUGCCUUUGGACUGAAGAUCCCACCAAAACCCAAGAGAGAAAAGUUUAACUUUCAUAGGGGCAAGAUGGACAUGAAAAAGAGGAUCCACUUGGAGCUAAGAAACAGGACACCGUCUGAUGUACGAGAACUUGUCCUUGACAAUUGUCGAUCGGUUGAAGGAAAAAUCGAAGGCCUCACAGCUGAGUUUGUCAACCUGGAGUUCCUCAGUUUGAUAAAUGUUGGCUUAAUCUCAGUCUCCAACCUGCCUAAACUAGGAAAACUCAAAAAGCUGGAGUUGAGUGACAACAGAAUCAGUGGCGGCCUUGAUGUUUUAGCAGAGAAACUACCCAACCUUACACAUCUAAACCUGAGUGGCAACAAAUUGAAAGACAUCAGCACAUUGGAACCAUUGAAAAAGCUGGAUAACCUGAAGAGUUUGGACCUGUUCAACUGUGAAGUGACAAACCUGAAUGACUACAGAGAGAGCGUGUUCAAACUGCUGCCCCAGCUCACCUACCUGGAUGGUUACGACAUGGAGGAUAGGGAAGCCUCUGACUCUGACGGAGAGGUAGACGGAGUAGAUGACGAUGAAGAUGAAGAGGGAGAGGAGGAGGAAGACGAGGACGGAGAGGAGGAGGACUUUGAUGAGGAAGACGACGAUGAGGAGGACGAAGAGGAGGUAGAAGGAGAAGAGGACGAUGAUGAGGUCAGCGGAGAAGAUGAGGAGGAAGAUUUCGGCCAGGAUGGCGAGGUUGAUGAAGAAGAUGAGGAUGAUGAUGAUGAUGAUGACGCAGACGCCGGCAGAGGCGAGAAGAGAAAGCGAGACCCAGAGGAUGAGGACGACGACGACGACGACGAAGACGACGAUUAAGAGCAAAACUGAGAGCCUACCGAGUUACCCUUCCUCUCCCACAAACCCGAACGUCCACCACCCUCCUACAACUCGCACCGCCUUUGUAAUCCACGUCUACCCCACCACCACCACACCCAACCCACCCAGCCCUACCCAGCCCUGCCUCCCCCCCCCCCAGCUCUGAGCUCUUUUU